AUGAAUUAUUCAGUACUUUACAAGUGUAUCCCGUAUGUUCUUUCGGUGAUCCUGGUGCAGAUCGUGCUCAGGUCACUUAUUCAUAUGGUUUCGGGUAUUUGGAUAGGUAGCUUGAGUAUAUUUUUGCUCAAGUUACGCUCGAUCAAAGUAAAUGAUAACCUGCAUAUAGGUCAGGUACGAUAUCAUCUGCUAAGGAAGGAGAUUAUAAUCAGCGAUGUUAAGUUUAAGGAUAUUACAUCAGCUGAGAAUAAAAGUGAGGGAGGAGGUAGGCGUUUUGAAGCUGGGAAGGCGAGAUUGCCCCCAUACUUAGUAUCGUUGGUACGCAGUGUGCUAUGGUAUAUACCAAAACUGGCGCUUACCGUAGAAAAUGUGAAGAUGGAGGAAGUGUUUAUGGCCACUGCUAGAGUUGAAGUUAGGGCAGUGGAUAAUAAGGUGACGGUUUCGAUAUUGUAUAAUAAUUUAGAGUCUGGUGGGAUGGUAGUACUAAAGUCAGGAUCGUUAAAUGCUAUUGGUCAUUUCGAUCGUGAAAGUCCUAUUGGGUUCUCACAAGUAGAGUUGGCUUUGAACUUUAUGGAGCUUAAUCUACCGGUGUACCGCAUGAUAGGGAAGUACAUGAGGUAUGCAGACCAACAGUGUGAGGAUUUUGGAGAUACUUCUGAGAGCGAGGCUGCGAAUAGUAGCAAUGUUGACGAUUCUGACGACAAUUAUGCCGCAUUUUCUCAGGACUAUAUUAAGAGGUUAAGGUGUAACAUUGCAGCAGCCAGUCGUUAUUUUAGUUUAUUCCAAAAGGUCGAUCUUUUUAUAGAUGUGGUGAAGAUUACUGAUAUUCCUCCAACUCUAGAAGCGGAAGUUUGUGCGGCAUGUGAAGGGAUUCUGUAUGAGGCUACGCUCUCAAAUUUCACAGUACAGAUGUCGAGGUUUCACGAUGAGCAGCCCGGUUAUAAUAUAUUAUUUGAUGCCAGAGAUAAACCUAUCAGGUUGAGAGCUACUAUCUCCACCUUACAACUUGCAUUGAAAGAAACGACAACCAAAGAUGAUAAAUUGGUUGAGAAAUAUCUCAGAAUAUGCGAUAUUCCUAGUAUCAUAUUGUAUGGUGAUACUAAUAUUCUUUCAGAGACCCUCGUGGAUUUGGACGAUACCCGCGUUCCUAAAACAGUCAUUAAGAUGGUGGGGCAUAUAUCCUCACCCAUAGUCGAUUUUGAGCUUGAAGAACUUUCGCUGCUAAAAUCUUUGCAUACAAACCUGCAAGUUUUGGCUGCACUGUACGAGCAAGAGAGAGAAGUUCAUCUUCCUAGUUAUACAGGGAAAGAGCUCGGUCAAGAUUCGAUACUCCUUCCAAUACUUUGUUGUUUGAAGCAGCUUUUGCCAGAUAUCAACAGUAAAAUAACUAUUGAAGAUCCUGUUAUGAUUGUCAAAAACAAAAGUGACUUCUUUAUUCAUAAAUGCUCCAUUUUUUCAAUUCAGACGAGGUCUCAAAAACAUAUUGAAGGCUCUCUGCAUAGCAGGGAUCAAUUAAGUUACGUUCUUGAUACCAGUCUCGAGAUAUUAGAUAUUGAUGUCUCAUUUCAUUCAAAAUCCACAGGCUAUGUUGACCGUCCAAUUCACAUAGAAAGUGUAACAUGCAAAGCAGAGAAUCAAUUACUACCCUUACCAUAUAUGACUCUCUCGGUUGACAUUGAUUAUAUGGAAUGUAAUUUCUCAGAGUUGCAAACACUGACGGUACUAAAUCACUUUAUCCGCACAAUAAAUUCUGAGGUAUUCCAAGUUGAAACUCAGUAUUUUAUGAAGCUGUAUGAACGGUUCUCAGAUAAACUACAGAAAGGUGGCGAACCCGUCCAAGGGAAGAAAGAAGUAAUGGCCAUUAAUGACAUAAUUUCUGAAAAACUACCGUCAUACCUUGGCAGAAUUAAAAUAGAUAUAAGUGAUUUCUCAUUCAUAGUCGGGUCAAGAUCCGUAUUUAUGACGGAUUAUAAAUUUGGUAAACUAGAAAACCAGAGUCCCCACGAUUUUAUUGGUGGAGAGUUGCGUAAAGUUAGGUCAUCAAUGGGGCGUUUAAAACUAAUUUUAGACGCAUCGCAAUCCAACAUUUGUGAUGGUAACGAUUAUCCUGAAAGUAGUACCACUAGUGAAUUCUCUUACGACGAUGUUGGAUUGGAGAAUCCUCCUGUUGAUGCCAUAACGGCCGUUGAGCAUUUAUGGGAAUUUACCAUACUAUGUGAACAAGUUGUGGGCACUAUCUACUCGGAAUCUAGGAGAAGCAAGGAAGCUUUGUCGUCUAAGGCUGUAUUCAGGAUGCCUCACGCUGUUGCAAAAGUUUAUCCACGGACAGAUUCAGAUAGGGUUAUGAUUUAUUUUGACGUCGAACGACUGGAAAUAUUAUUCUCACUUAUGACCCUAUUUUUGAUAUUUUCCGCAUUUCAAACCAUUCGACAAGUAUUUUCAAAGGAAGUUCCUGUUCCAGAACGUAUUCCAUGUUCUAAAAGGCAUGGUCAACUUUUCACCUCAAAGAGUUUCUUUAACUUCGACACUAAGCAUAUAUUUCAAUCGCUCGACUUUAAGCUGGCCUCAAAACGCAUUGAUAUUGUAACUGUUUUGCCUAAUGGCGUGAGGUGUCGGUUUGACGCAUUCCAAUCUUCCAUGGAUUUAAAGAAUACUAGUGAUCUCCAAUUGGUAGGUUACUACUUCAGAAUGUGCGUGGAGUCUCCACGCUGCAAUCAAAAAUGGGUCCGUAUGAUUACUGCCGUUGAAUUCACUGCCAAAAUCAAUCUUAAAAAUUUACCGCAAGAAGGCGACUGGGUGGAUUUACUCGAAUCAGAACCUUCGGUAUUAUUUCAACAAGAGUCGCUACAUUGGCAGAUUCCUCACGGUUUUGAGAUGUACAAAAUUUUUGACAAUAUUAGUACUAUGUCGAAGAGCAUGAAGCAAAUGAUACACACCAUUAAGACAUCUAACAAUGAAUUAGUUGUUUUCCCAGAACCAAGGGACCCUGUGAAGGUUCCGAAAAUAAAGUUCAAAUCAAAAAGGUGGGUUUUCAGCAUUGAGGAUGACCCAUUCGAAACGACCCUUGGUAUGAUUUUCCAGAUAGGUUUGCAAGAACAACGUUCAAGGUUGGAAAAAUACGAUAUAUUUGAUGAAUGGGUUGAAGGCAAGAUUAAGGCUUAUCAACAGGAUCCAUUGAAAAGAUCUAAAGCAAGUAGUCAGAGUUUGGUGAAUUACAAAGCUGCAAGGAAGAAGAAGAAUGCUUCAAAAAAAUUUAGUACUAUAGUUUAUGAUAUUCCAGGUAAUAAUGCAAUGCUGGAAAGUAAAUUGUCUCAUAAUGACUAUGAAUUGUGUUGUGACCGCUUUCAUAAAUUGCAGGAACAAAUCUCUGAUUCAUGGAUAAAAAGGAUACAAAGUUUUAAAGAGAAAGAAAAGAGAAUAUUUAAUGACAAUUUCAAAUUUUUGUGGGGAAGGCUUGAGGCAGCUAGAUUGCCUCAAGAUGUAACAAAAGAUCUUGUUGACUUUUCCGUUUCUCCUGGUCUAAUGACCCUUAUCAUAGAAGGCGUCGAUAUUGAUAUUUUGCAGCCAUAUUGUGGACUCGAGAACUGCUCAAGUUUUAUUCAUGAGGUUGGAAAAGGAGUCCCGAAGGAUACGCAAUACUCCUUGUUGUUACCAUUUUAUAUUGAUGCAAGGUUUAGUGAACUUAGAUGCCAUUUGAAGGAUUACCCAUUACCUAUGGCUCAUAUUCCUAGGCUUUUGCCAGAACAGAUAACAAAUGAUGCUGCUAUUCACUUAUAUGGUGAUUUUUUUAUAACAGAAGACAUGAUACGAUCGGAGCAUGAGGUAAGAACAAUUUUUGUCCCUCUUGUACCAUCUGCUACUGAAGAGAUAGAUGAACCGUACUAUUCAUUAGCAAUUCCUCGUGGCCUAACGCCAACGAAGAUUUACACAAACUUGCAGAUGAAUAUUCACUCUGGCGACAUCACCACUGCAACAUGGGGCGGCUCUUAUGAGGCCGCGAUUCAACAAACAAUGAACUGUUUCGAUAACUUUUCGAAACCACCACUUUUCCCUUCGUUGAAGGUCGGGUUUUGGGAUAAAAUAAGAAAUAUUUUCCAUGCCAAGCUACACGUAAGAUGGUGUAAUGACGGUUUAUUCGAAGUAUCGAUGAAGGGAUCGAAGAAUCCAUAUGCUAUAGGAGCAGAAUCUGCCGGAUUUGUUGUUGGCUUGAAGGGAAACGUUCAAGUAAAUAUUAAUUCUGAAGAAGAUCCUACUAAAUUCUUCACCAGUUCCGCUGAUAACAUUUACUUUGCGAUACCUAAUUAUUUUGCGAAGCCAUUGCUCGUUUGGUGUUUUAGUUCUGAAAAUGCUGUCUUCAUCCCUAGUCAAGAUGAUACAAAUUUGCAAAGGUCAGCAGCCUACUAUUAUUAUAUUGAUAUGAUGCCUGUUGCUAAUUUACGAGUGCAGAGAGAAGUGAUGUACAGAAACUAUAUUGAAAAAACGGCUAUCAAAUUAAGUGGAGGCGUUAGUUUUAAUAUUGGACUUUUGUUCGAAAGAUUCAUUCCCGGUACUAAACAAAGGACAUUUGAAUCGCGUUCACAUUAUAGCGUGCGCCUUUCAAACCUUCACACUGAGUCUGGUCUUGCUACUGACCCGUAUACUGGUUUUAGAAGCGACUUUAUACAUUUGUCUUUUACACUUCUGUCCAACAAUCCUCGCGCUUAUAAUACCAUGCAGCUGACGCCUGGAGUAUUAAAUGUCUUCUUUUCCUGGUGGUCUAGUUUCUUUGGAAAUAUGCCUAUACGAAGAGGAAAUCUGUUUGAGAAACAUAACCGAAGUCCAAAGUUUGGAGAGCAUAUUUACUCUAUUUCUUAUCAUGCAGAUAUUUCUCCAUUCUUUAUAUGCCACACUUAUAUGAAUACUUCAGAUAGCUUCCAAACGGAUUCUGCAAACGAGAUGGUAGAAUUUGUGGGCUUGAAAGCUAAGAUGGAUAGGUAUCUGAUGGACUUACAUCAAAGGAAAGAGGUAUUACAUGAAAGGAAUAAGGAACUGGACGUUAUUAAAAGAGUUAUGAGGUUGUUGUUUAAAGAAGGUGAUGUAUCCACUUACAAUAUUGAUAUAAGGACAUUGGAUGCUAUCUUUAAACCAGCUAUUUUCUCUGAUGAGUUCCAAACUGCAGAAUUUAAUAUUUAUGGUGAUGAUAUGACGUGGUAUGAUAUUCUUGACUAUAAAGAAUUCAAAUAUAAAGUAUUGGAUGGCUGGGUUCCAAAUGUCACAAUCGGUCAAUUGUUACAUGCACCAAAAUUUGUUUAUCGUAAACAAGCAAGCUAUGGAGAUAAGUAUCAAGUUGAUUUUACCACAUGCGAAAGGAUAGAGCCGAUUGAUAAUUCGGUAUCUCAUGUAUGUUCUUUGGAACCGCAUAUAGGGGCUCCUUUCCACAUAUUACAGGAUAGAAAGGAUUUCUUAAUGAAGGAGAAAGCUAAUGCAGAACGGCAGUUGGAGGUCGCUACAGAUGACAACGAGCGUCAAGCGGUAAAAGCCUCCAUAGAAAAGUUGGAAACUGUCCUGUCAAUGAUUUCUGCUUUGAUCGCAGAUGGCGGAAGUUUUGAAGCCGGGAGAGGCAAAGGCAGCAGAGAUCAUUUGAAUAUAAAAGUUCCAGCUGUCAACUAUCUGGAUAAAACAAAUUCUGUUACCAUAUCUUCAUUUGAGAACAAGUUCUUCCUGUUUUACAUGAGAUUAAAAUGGAAUGAAGAUGCAAGAGAUGUGAUCUUUAGGUAUCUUCAUCUUUUAGACUUAUAUUCACAGAGCUCUGCUUUAAAGAGGUCUAAAAUUUUUAAGGUGUUUGAAAGGCUAUGUGAGCAGCAUGUUGACACACCAAACACAACACGUUCAACUAGCGAUAUACAAUCUGAUACCGAAGGUACCGGUUUAGCAACCAAUUUAGAUCAAUCAUAUCCUAACGAGUUCCAAUCGCAGUCUUUAACUGAGAUAUUUGAAGAAGGAAUUUAUCAGUUGGGAGCCGAUAUGGAAUAUGUAACUCACGAUAAUCACUUUAUCCAGUUUGUGGCUCCUCAAAUUCAACUCAGUACCAAAGAAACGCCAUCUACGUGUAUUCUUGUCGCUGCUCCCACUAUAAAAAUGAAGAUUGUAGAUUUUGAUUCCAAUACCUCGGACAACGAGUAUGUGAAGAACGUUUUCAUGACGAGGUAUGCAGCUACACUUAUGCAGGCAAAUGUUUUCAUUUUUCAGGAGAAUGAAUUCAAAGGCUUUGAAAAUGCCUUCUUUGACCCAAUUGGUUAUGAUGUCAAGAAUUCUGAUAACUGGCAACCAUGGUUAGGUCCUGAGCUAAGCUUUGAACCAGAACCUUUGAAAACCAGUAUGAUUAUUAGAGACUUUUCGUCUGUGUUUAAGUUUGACAGGGUAUCUUCAUUUGCUAAUUUAUCAGAUCAGCUAGCUGAUUUGAUCUAUAUGGAUAAAGUUGUGUGCUCAGUACCUCGUUUUGUCCUUUCUUCUGAUUCUAAACAGUAUUUGGCUCUCUACAAUAUUGUUACAAAUGUUUUUCUCUAUGUUGAACCCAGAAGUGCGAGAUUAAAGAAACAGGUAAACCAAUUACUACUGGGUUACGACCCAAGUAAUCUAUAUGAGUAUAGAGAGCUUAUCGAUAGGAUGCUAAAGACAUUGGAUACCCUAAAAGUUAUCGAAGACGAGCUAUCCUUUAAGAAGUAUUUACUUGACGAUGUUGGAACUUCCGACCUUCAGUCAAUUAGACGGGCUAAAUUUGAAUCCUUCACUAAACUUUCUAUUUUAAUGAAAGUUCUGACUUCAUCCAAUAUUGACGAGAUCACAGAAGACAGGAAAUUGAUGUUUAUUGUGUCCUCUGAGGAGUUUAUAUUGCAUAUGCUAUAUGACAAUGGUGAGCCAUUUUUGGACGCAGCGUUGGCCAACUCCUAUUUCCACCGUAUAGAAUCCUCAACUGGGUCAAAUAGUAAUAAACUGGUUAUUAAUAUGCUGCAAGUUUUCAAUUUGGAAGAAAAUGUAAAGUACCACAACUUGCUAGGUCCUUUGCAGAAAAAAAACAGCAAGGAUUCAGCAGAGCCAUUAAUUUCAUUGGAGUGGGAUAUGGAUAGACCAGUUGCAGGUAUUAGGGUGGUGAAAAAUGUGUUAACUGAACUUCAAGGUCUAGAAGUUAAAGUGGAACAACAUACAAUAGACAACUUUUUCAAGUGGACCAUGCCUGAAAUGAUACAAGAGCUUUUGAAUAGUAACGAAUUGCAAGACUUUGACAGCACGAACAGUAAUUUCGAUAUCGUUAGUAUCAUAACAAGGGAAUCGAUCACUUCGAACAGUAGCCACAGUUGGAUUCCUCUGCGCAACGUUUAUUCAAGUAGCACUACAAGAGCACGGGAUGGAAGCGAACUGCGUGAAAUGGUUCAGCGUUCCUCAGAUUACAUGAUUAUUGAGAAUAUGGUCAUAAAUAGUUUCCCGCUUGCAAUAAGUUAUAGAGGACAAGGUGCUAAACGUCUCAUAAAUGUAACAGACUUCAUGUUCAUGUUCCCAAAACUUCAAUUCAUCAACCAAACGAUCACGAUACGAGAAGUCAUGAAGGGAAUCAAAAAGGUGCUACUUAAAUCAUUAUUAAAACAUACUGGUCAAUUUUUAGGAAAUAAACUCCGCAGGAUUAGAAAUCACAAAAACCCUCAUGAAGACGAUGAUUCUAACGAUAGUCAACGUGGGCGUUACCCUAUUCAAACACCGUUAAGGCAGCUUCAAAGGUAUAAGUCAUAUACUGAUAUUAGUGAAUUAAGAAUGGAAAAUUGA
Eremothecium sinecaudum is the source of this 7797-nucleotide messenger RNA. It is a transcript of the gene FMP27, whose product is annotated as Fmp27p. Bases 1 to 7797 code for a protein of 2598 amino acids. The record is from RefSeq and is a predicted model, not a curated record. The transcript has a single exon. Lineage: Eukaryota; Fungi; Ascomycota; Saccharomycetes; Saccharomycetales; Saccharomycetaceae.